UUCCGUCUGCAUCUUCUUCUUUUCCCCAAAUACAGUCACAGAAAUUAAAGACCGAGACUUUUACCUCCGAGAGAGAGAUGGGGAACUCGUGGUUCGGUGUCUGUGCUUGCGUAGACCAAGCUAGCAUCGGCGUCGUUGAGCGGUGGGGUCGCUUCGAAAAGCUGGCGGAGCCGGGGCUCCACUUCUUCAAUCCUUUCGCCGGAGAAUGCCUCGCAGGCGUUCUUUCCACCAGGAUCCGGUCCCUUGAUGUCCGGGUCGAGACGAAGACCAAGGAUAAUGUCUUUGUGCAACUUAUUUGCUCAAUACAGUAUAGGGUUGUCAAGACGAAUGCUGAUGAUGCAUUUUAUGAAUUACAAAACCCCCAAGAGCAGAUCCAGGCGUAUGUCUUUGAUGUGGUUCGCGCUCUGGUUCCAAGGAUGAACUUGGACGAGCUCUUUGAACAGAAGGGUGAAGUUGCGAGAGCUGUCCUGGAGGAGCUUGAGAAGGUGAUGAGUGCAUAUGGUUACAACAUAGAGCACAUACUGAUGGUUGAUGUCGUUCCCGAUGCUUCGGUAAGGAAAGCAAUGAAUGAGAUUAAUGCAGCUCAGAGACUUCAGCUUGCUAGUGUAUACAAAGGAGAAGCUGAGAAGGUACUCCUUGUCAAGAAAGCCGAGGCUGAGGCUGAAGCCAAAUAUCUGGGCGGAGUAGGAGUUGCCAAGCAGAGGCAGGCCAUCACUGAUGGGCUAAGAGAGAACAUACUGAACUUCUCCCACAAGGUUGAGGGGACCUCAGCCAAGGAGGUCAUGGACCUAAUAAUGGUGACCCAAUACUUUGACACGAUGAAGGAUCUUGGGAGCGCCUCCAAGAACACUACAAUCUUCAUCCCUCAUGGCCCUGGCCAUGUUAGGGAUAUCACCGAGCAGAUAAGGAAUGGUAUGAUGGAGGCAGCUAGCUCUCAGGUCGAGGACAACAUAUGAACUGCAAAUUACUUUUGCUUUGAGUGGUGAUGUCGGUCUAGUUACAAUUAAUAUUGGAUUUCCUUUUUUCUGUUUUUGGGGUUUCCCUGUGAACAAUGUCGUGUAAAUAAUUUUGGUGUUGCUUUAGCUUUUAAACACGGUAUUGUUAAGAUACCAAUCAAUAAUAAAACAGUCAAACAGAGUUACAAACAA
Punica granatum (pomegranate) is the source of this 1148-nucleotide messenger RNA. Lineage: Eukaryota; Viridiplantae; Streptophyta; Magnoliopsida; Myrtales; Lythraceae. The record is from RefSeq and is a predicted model, not a curated record.